This is a messenger RNA of Procambarus clarkii (red swamp crayfish), 918 nucleotides long. NCBI's taxonomy places the organism in Eukaryota, Metazoa, Arthropoda, Malacostraca, Decapoda, Cambaridae. The record is from RefSeq and is a predicted model, not a curated record.
AUGAUCCCGGUGUUUAAGGUUGAGGACGGCUUCCUCAAGUUUGAAGUGGAUACACACACGGAGGAAGAAAACGCAUCUUUCUUGCCAUCACCAUGCAUACUGCAAGCAACUGAAAAUAAAUUUCCAUUGGGCGGAAAAUUGCCACAGGAAUGCGAGAGGCAGCCUCAGAGGCGAGCGCGUCAGCCUCAGAGGCGAGAGCGUCAGCCUCAGAGGCGAGCGCGUCAGCCUCAGAGGCGAGCGCGUCAGCCUCAGAGGCGAGCGCGUCAGCCUCAGAGGCGAGCGCGUCAGCCUCAGAGGCGAGCGCGUCAGCCUCAGAGGCGAGCGCGUCAGCCUCAGAGGCGAGCGCGUCAGCCUCAGAGGCGAGCGCGUCAGCCUCAGAGGCGAGCGCGUCAGCCUCAGAGGCGAGCGCGUCAGCCUCAGAGGCGAGCGCGUCAGCCUCAGAGGCGAGCGCGUCAGCCUCAGAGGCGAGCGCGUCAGCCUCAGAGGCGAGAGCGUCAGCCUCAGAGGCGAGCGCGUCAGCCUCAGAGGCGAGAGCGUCAGCCUCAGAGGCGAGAGCGUCAGCCUCAGAGGCGAGAGCGUCAGCCUCAGAGGCGAGAGCGUCAGCCUCAGAGGCGAGAGCGUCAGCCUCAGAGGCGAGAGCGUCAGCCUCAGAGGCGAGAGCGUCAGCCUCAGAGGCGAGAGCGUCAGCCUCAGAGGCGAGAGCGUCAGCCUCAGAGGCGAGAGCGUCAGCCUCAGAGGCGAGAGCGUCAGCCUCAGAGGCGAGAGCGUCAGCCUCAGAGGCGAGAGCGUCUGGCUCAGCGGCGAGAGCGUCAGCCUCAGAGGCGAGAGCGUCAGCCUCAGAGGCGAGAGCGUCAGCCUCAGAGGCGAGAGCGUCAGCUUACUGAUGCUGAAGGUAAACUAGGGACUGAACGCAUAUAA